Aplysia californica (California sea hare) is the source of this 4971-nucleotide messenger RNA. RefSeq lists its product as uncharacterized. Gene Ontology annotation, molecular function: protein binding. Lineage: Eukaryota; Metazoa; Mollusca; Gastropoda; Aplysiida; Aplysiidae. The coding region runs from base 248 to 4576 and encodes 1442 amino acids. The record is from RefSeq and is a predicted model, not a curated record. Gene Ontology annotation, biological process: positive regulation of double-strand break repair. The transcript has 7 exons.
CCCAUAAAAGUAGGUCUAGAUCUAGAUCUAGAGGAAGCAGGUCAUAUCAUCAUUGUCGUGUUACUGAAACGAGCUUCUAGAUAAUCUAGGUCUAGACUAGCCUAUAGUUUAGAUUGUUAGAUUCUAGAUUCUAGAUCUAGUCUAGAUCUAGAUCUAGAAUCUAGAUAUCUAGAUCUAGAUCUAGAUCUAGAUCUAAAUAGAUGGCACUCCAGUUCACUGGUUAUCUGGCUCCCCAGUCUGAAGUCAAAUGGACCUUCACCACCUGCGUGGACGGUCGGGCAAAAGCCACAUGAUGCCAGGAUGCCCAGUGAUCCAGCUGCACAACCUGUCACCAGACGAGUGCAAGAACUACGCUAAAAAGAUUAAAGAGCUCAAAGGCGUAUAUGUCAAUUCACAGAAUUUCCAGCGUAAAGUCUCUCACCUUGUUUGUGGCAAACUGUCUUGCUCUGAAAACUUCCUUGCAGCUUGCGUUUCUGGGUGCUGGGUUCUAUCCCUUGCAUUCAUUGACUACAGUCACAUGGUGGGCCAUUGGCUGAAGGAGGAUGACUUUCAGUUCAGCGUCUAUGAUAAUCAGCCUCCAGAACUCCUCUCUGCCUACAACCGUUGGCACUGGAGGGUCGGCAUGUCCAGUGAGUUCGCAUUCUCAGGAUGGCAAAUUUCACUCUUACUUUGCCCAGAGAACCUUCAGCAGUUGAGAAGAGUGAUGAUCUUUGGUGGUGCCAAGAUCAUCCCCAUGCAGUUGCCAUUGAAGGCGAGCAAGUCAGUGCCGGACGUAACUUAUGUUUUCAUGGACCCCUCCAGUCAUCAUCUUGCCCCACAGCUCUGCGACGUUGGCCUCUUGUGCAUCAGCCACGAGUACGUCAUGGACUAUAUUAUCAAGGAGAUGGAGCCAGAGGUGUUUGACUAUGUGAUCACCUCAGAAACUCUGCAACGGACAAAUAACUUCAGCAGUGCAUCCAGUGACCUUGUAGAGGGCAGCCGUAGUCAGACUAUGGUUGGGACGUCAUGGGCUGAGGAGUGUGAUGACCCUGAAAGUUCAGCAGUCACCUUCCAAAGUAGUGGGGAAGGGAGUGCAGAACACGAUGACCGAGAAGAGAAACCAGUGGUUGUCUCUGUGAAGGACUCUGAUUCCGAGACUCUUCGAGGACUUGCGAAUUGUACACUCGCUAAUGGCCUCAACAGAUGUGAUGAUGUCAUUGAGGGAGUACUAGUGAAGAACAAAGGAAGGACUCCAAUUUCUAAUAUGGACCCAAAUGUUCCGAUGGUGUUGCCGCGUCAAUCAGUGAGAGGGCAAAAGAGAAAUUUUAUUGAAGAGCCUGAAGUUGAAGGGCAGAAAGGCAAAGGCCUGAAGCGUUUGAAAGUGACAGAUGGGACCUCUUCUGUUAUUGAGUGUUCUACAAUCUUGGAUUGUGUUUCAGGCUCUGAUAAGACAACAGUGGGUGUCCAGUUAGUUGCAUCGUUGGGGUCAUCAGAAUUGGAGUCCAGGAGCCCUGGUAAUGCUCUAACCACCGAAACGGAAAAGAAAUUUGACUCUGUGGAAGAGACGUCGGUUGAUACUCAAGUGUCCUCAUCACAGGCUUCCAGGGAUAAGGACACAAGACGGUCAGAGAAAAAGUCAUCCAAGACCAAGCUGAUCCAAGGUCAGCAGACCCUCCAACGCUUUGGCUUCUUUAAGGAUACGAGUGCAGAUUCUCCUGAUAAAAGUGUUUCCUCCUUCCUGCGGGAGAGUCCUGUGGGUCUGAAGUCUGAAGCAAAGGAGAUGAUCGAUUCUGCCAGGGUGCCGUCUACCUCAACAAACAGCCGGAAACAGCUCAACCCAUCUCAUCCUUCUCCAUCUUCCUUGCAACAGUGUCAAUUAGUGUCUAAGAAUUGUGGAACAAAAAGUUGCUCCACAAAUAAUCCUGAUGCUGAUGCAGAGACGCUUCCUAAAUCUUCUGCGAGUGGCUGUCGGAGGUCACUUUUUGAUCUACAGCCGAAGAGGGUGAAGGCUGAACCCAUAGAUGAUGACAUUAUCAUUUUGACAGACGAUGCUGAUAAGAGGGUGAAGGCUGAACCCAUAGAUGAUGACAUCAUUUUGACAGACGAUGCUGAUAAGAGGGUGAAGGCUGAACCCAUAGAUGAUGACAUCAUUUUGACAGACGAUGCUGAUAAGAGGGUGAAGGCUGAACCCAUAGAUGAUGGUGGGGCAAAACAGAAUGUUGGCUCAACUGUUAAGAGGUUUUUGCUUGACUCAUUUCGUUCAUCAUCUCAAAGUGAAAAUGCUGAAACUUACCUGAGUGAAAACAAGCUGAUAUGUGGUACUGUUAACUGUGAGGUUAAAGAUGUUAAUGGUCAAACUGAAUCUAUUGCAGAAUGUAGUAAGCAAUUUGAGCAAACUUCCAAAGGAGUUUUACUGAGGCUAGAAAAGCUAGUAGAUUCUUCAAGCAUUCCACCUGCUGUUGAACUGGGUUUGGGUUAUUGUUCAGAGAUGGAGAAUGUCACGAAUGAGAGUGAGCACCUUCCCGAGAGACAUUCAUCUUCGAGUCAUAUUGAAACACCCACCAGUGCGUCUGGGGCAGGACGAGUGGAUCUUCACCCUGUCUCUUACCCAUUGAUGACUGGCUGUAGGGUUUCCAGUGCGGGCCUGAUGCCUGUGCCCAUAUUGGUGGAGCAAUGUCUUGAGGCAGUACGAGAGAUGGACUAUGAGGACAUUGCCCUUCUACACAGUCAACCGUGCCCCACCCGGCUGCCCACACCAGGACUUCUACGAGAGAUUGUCUGUCUGGCAUGCUCAAAGGAGCUUCACAUUUCCACUUGGGCUUGCUUCAAUCUAAAAACCUGGCUGGACUUUCACAAACCUGUGACUCCAGAUCUGGUGCAAACUUAUGCUGAGGCUUUUGAUUUGUCUAGUACUGAGUCUGUUCUUCUACGAGUUCUCAAACAUUUAUCGACACAUACAGAUGACAAGUUGGAAUCAUUGAUUUCUGUUCUAGAAUAUAUUGUUUCAGUGUUUGAAAUAAACUUCAACAAUUUUCUUUUGUCGGAAAAUCCAAGAGAGCCGCAAAGUUGUCUUGUUGUUCGAGCAUUCUGGGAGCAUAGUUGUGCUGUGUGUUACAAUGGCCGUGUCAAAGAGCUGGUGCUGGCCUUGAGGAAUGCUCUUAAAGCCCCAGCAUUCUGCUGCCGUUCACAUCGAGCUCUCCUGUCUCUGGCUGGCCUCGUUGCUCGGUGUCUACACAUGGCUAGCGCUCGCUGGCAAACGAAGUCUCCGACACAUCUGUCCAACCAUGACCUGCUGGUCUUGGCCCGAGAGUUGAGUCGCCUGAUGAAAGACACAUGUGCUGGUAGAGAUCCUAGUGACCUCCCUUCUCUUCUCUCCUGCCUGAACCCUCCAUGGUUUCGUGUUCUUGUGCUCGCCACUAUUCUAUCCGCCUACAAUGACUACCUCUUGGCAGAGAGUAUCCGCAUUGAUAAAAUCAGUCUGCGAGCCAUCCUGUUGCAGUAUUUUUUUCUUUUGCCUCCCCUACAUGAAGUUGACAGGAGUCAUAAAAGUCAGCAUGUAUACAGAUCUGAAGGAAAUUCUUCAUACCUUUCCCAGAGAAUGUCACAUGAAGGUGCCAGGAGCUCUGAAAGUUCAUCUGUGGAUAGGUAUGUUGAAGUUUCUCCUUCUAAAUCUUCCCAAGGCUCACCUCUUAAAACUUUUUUAAGGAGUGCAGGGGCCUUUAAAGAGGGAAAAGUAAACAAAAGAAACGGGAAGGGUGAAUCUGCUGUACAUUUGGCAGCCAUAAAAAAUAACCAAGAAAGAUUGAGUUUGCUUUUGCAAGUGCCAGGAGUUGAUGUGAACCUCAGGGACAAUGCAGGUUGGACUCCACUACACGAAGCCUGUCACCAUGGCAGGCAUGCCUGUGUGGAGGUACUGCUCAAGUAUGUGCCCCCGGCCCAUGGCACAAUUGACCCGUCGUCCAAAGUGCAGGAUGCUGUUACCAACAAAGUGGAUCUGAACGCGCGUGGCGUGGAAGGCAGAACGCCUCUGCAUGUUGCGGUUCUAAAGGAUAGCCUUGAUGUGUGUAAACUUUUGCUCCAUUAUGGGGGACCCAGGUUGUUACAGAUAAAGGACGACUGGGGCCUAAAGCCCAUCCAGUUAGCAAAAUCAAAGGAAAUGUGUGAUCUGCUAAGCAAUGGUGCUGAAGUUACCCUGGCAAAGUGGAACACCAGUCUUUCUCAACAGGGGAUUUCCACAGUAGAUCAAAAGACCUUGGAACUUCCAGUUGACUGGACUCCUCCGCAGUUUCUGUACGAUGAGGUCCUUGGGCCAGAUGCGUCACGACUGGUUGGUAAAACGGAGUACUCUGCUUUCCUGUCGUUGGUCUCUCUGCUUUUGACGGCAUAUGCUGAGUGGAAGGGUCCUUUUGAUUGUCAUAGGUAUUUAGGUCCAUCAGAUGGAGAGGAUCUUGAGAUUUUGAGACGUAUGGGGGAUCGCUUGAAGAAUUUCUUGCUACAUGUUCACAAAACAACAACAGAGAGGGACUUCUUGGCUCUAGAGACAGAUUUGCUGUUAAUUUGUACCCUAGGCUUGACACUGUUGAAUGUUAAGAUUUAAAAUUUGUGAUUUUUCUGUUUUUAUUCUCCCAGUGAUCAAAUUGUACAGUGAAGCUCGCAUACAACGUUGUCAGACAUGACCCUCAAGUUUGUUGAUUCUGUGUUUGUUAUUAGAAAGUUGCGACUAAUGUGACUGUCUUUUAAUAAUGAUAGGAAUAUAUGUGUGUGUGCCUAAAGAAAGGUACCAAAAGUCGGAUUUUGACCAUUUUGAAUUAAGAAUUGUACCUUAUACUUAUAGAAAAUUCAGUGCUGAAGACAGGGGUCUUUGAAUUUUUUAGAUCUAGAUCUCAAGUAGUUUUUGAGAUACUGCACAUUUUUGCGAGGUAGGGUAUAAAAAUAUAAUUUUGAGAAAAUGAGCUUUUAAGUUUAACAAACAUGAGAACACAUUCAAACUUU